AUGGAAAAAACAGACAAAGCAGAAUUCGUAUAUGAAUAUACAAGACGCAGAAGAGAAUUUGGCAGACAAACUCUUUUUGAAGACAAAAAUGCAGAACUUAGUGUAAGCAUACCUUCCGAUCCGUCAAUGUAUAAACACUAUAUUUUAAGAAAUCCGGUAAAUGUGAGCGUCGAAAAUACUAAGUCUAUGUCCGAGCAUUGGGUCAAUUCUGUAAGAGCCGAAUACACAAGCUCGGGAGUUAACCAUGUAGAGGGAGGUUGGCCGAAAGAUAUCAAUAUUAACGAUCCAGAAGCAACUCAACGAUAUCGGAGAAAGAUAGAGAAAGACGACGCUUACAUACACGCAGUCAUGCAUCUCGGCCACAGUAUGGAACAUAAUAUUCUUCAGAACAAUGCAGUAGAUAUGUAUCAAAUAUACUAUUCUGAAUUGCCCUCAAUACCACCGGUGGAGCGGAGUAGCUGUCAUACAGUCAAUGUGUAUAGAGAACCUGGGACUAACAGACGGCCUAUUCGAUCUUUAUCGUGGCAACAAGAGGGAGCAAGACUUGCAUCAGCUCACGCUGACAUCUGUUUCACGAGAAACUCUAGAAGUCUACAGUUAUCCUACAUUUGGGAUAUAGAAAAUGCAAAUGCUCCAGAAUUGACAAUAACUCCGCCGCAGCCUCUCUUAGAUUUGCAGUACAAUCCUCGCGAUCAACAUAUUCUUGUCGGAGGUCUAAUGAAUGGUCAAGUAGGAUGUUGGGACAUGCGGCGAGGAGGUGAAGUCAUUGCUCUGUGUCCACCUCACGUAGCACAUAGAGAACUAACGAGAAAUGUCCUCUUUAUUAAUUCAAAAACUGGAGCAGAAUUCUUCUCAGCAUCCCCUGAUGGUGUCGUCAAAUGGUGGGAUACAAGAAACAUGAGUGAACCAACAGAUUUUAUGAUCAUAGAUCCUGUUAAAAGUAACAAUGACACUCAAAGUGUUGAAAAUGCACUCGGAAUAUCUGCCCUGGAAUAUGAACCAACAAUACCUACUCGUUUUAUGAUCGGUACCGAGACUGGUCUAGUCGUUGGAGGGAAUAGAAAAGGAAAAACUCCUUUAGAGAAACUACCUUCAAAGUACGAAGCACAUCUUGGUCCUGUAUAUUCAUUGCAAAGAAACCCUACGUUUCUGAAGAAUUUCUUAACAGUUGGUGAUUGGACAGCGCGAGUGUGGAGUGAGGACUGUCGGGAGUCUUCAAUACUGUGGACACAUCCUCAUAAAACUAAAUUAACUGAUGGGGCAUGGAACCCAAUAAGGUUCUCCCUGAUGCUGGUGUGUCAGUGGGACGGCUGUCUGUCGUGCUGGGACCUACUCAGACGACGAGCGGCUCCCGUCGUCACGGCGCAGCUCUGUGAUGAGCCCUUGUUGAGAGUACGACCUCAUGAGGGGGGCCUUCUAGUGGCGUGCGGCAGUAGUAAAGGUACGGUCUACUUGGCGGAACUGUCAGAGAACCUCGGAACAGCUGACAAAAAUGACAAACAACUUUUGACACAUAUCCUAGAACGCGAGAACAAACGCGAGCGAAUCCUGGAGGCGCGCAUGAGAGAAUUACGUCUCAAGAUGAGGCAGGACCGGGACGUGGGGCAUACGGAAGGAGACUCCGCCCCCACGGAUAAAGACCUAGAAGAGGCCGCUAAUGAAUACUUACUGAUGGUACAACAAUUACAAGAACAACAGAACAACCAAGACUUGGGAUAG
Danaus chrysippus (African queen) is the source of this 1719-nucleotide messenger RNA. The record is from the annotation of a GenBank genome assembly. NCBI's taxonomy places the organism in Eukaryota, Metazoa, Arthropoda, Insecta, Lepidoptera, Nymphalidae.